AUGGUGAACAUUACCAUAAAUAAUCAAUUUGGCGACAGCCAGCCGGCUACGCUGUCUCUGACGAACAUCUCGGACGACAUUACGUUGUCUAGUAUCUGCAUCCUCAUCGACAACCAGUUCAAGUGUCUGAAAAAAGAUUACAACGAUGAGCGGGACCCUUGCGAGAAAUUCGUCCUGUACUCCGGUAACAAGGCGCUGGACAACCAAUGCCAGUUGCGCGAGUACAACCCUGUGGGUCUCCCGGAGAUCACGUUCUACCUGUACGAGCGCAGCUUCCUGAACAUCACUGUGAAGGUCGUGAAGCAUGUGGAGUGCUGCGGCCUGUUCUGCAGCCCGCUGCUCAGCAACAUCUUCGCCCAAAAGUACUCGUUCACGCUGCUCGACCAGGAGACCGUGCUGGAGCUCAAGCACAACGUGCUCGGGAAGCUCACUUCCUAUGUGAACAGCCGCGGUGAAAGCCUCACCCUGGAGGACUUGCGUUUAGUGAACAAGAAGAUGGUCAUCGAAGACAACUUGAUGGUGUUGAAGGACCUCAACAACGGAAAGGACGCUUCGCUGUUGCUUUUGGUGCCGAUGGGGUACCGCAACAAUCCCGUGGCGCGCGCCUCUGUUGUCGCCGAGCCCGUGAAGGACGACGAGGGCACCAAGGCAACAGCGUCCCUUGAAAGGUCCCCCACUCCCAGAUGCGUAUCGCCCGUCCCCGAGCCUGUGGAGGCAGAGCCCAAGCAAGAAGAAUAA
Messenger RNA from Babesia ovata, 738 nucleotides. Its product is annotated as ubiquitin, putative. The transcript is spliced from 3 exons. The coding region runs from base 1 to 738 and encodes 245 amino acids. Lineage: Eukaryota; Apicomplexa; Aconoidasida; Piroplasmida; Babesiidae. The record is from RefSeq and is a predicted model, not a curated record. Gene Ontology annotation, molecular function: protein binding.